AUGACCGACCGACCAAAGGAAAGACCAACGGUCCCGCGCAGGCUCAGUUGGAAGCCCUUCCACAACAAGGGCAAGGACCCAUCCGCCAGUGGCCUUGUCACACCUAAAGAGGGUGAAGAGCUCCACUCGUAUGCCGCCUCGACUUCGCGGAAUUCUGCCACCAGCCUUGCUUCUCCUACCCCCUUCACCCCCAUCGCUGGUGCACCUCUCUCCCGCGCCAGUUCCCGCGUUUCCGAAGGCUCCACUCCACCGUCCUCCCGACCGACUACUCCCCUCGCUCGCUGGUCCAGUCCCCACAUACUGACUAAAGAGCAGAUUGAACAACAGCAGGCUAACCAGAAUGCUCUUGAACGUACCUCAUCCAAGACAGACCCCAAAUCCGCCUCAUUUGCCGACGUGAACAGUGGUACUCGCGCCUCGGGCUCCUUUGGCCGCAUGUCGUUCUCCUCCAUGAUGGGUGGUCUUUCCUCCCUCUCACUCUCCCGCACCAGCACCAACGACGAUAGAGAUCGUGGGAGACGCAAGAGUAAAGAAGAAGAGAGGCAGCGCGCUCGUUCCUCGUCCACAUCACAUGCCGCAGCCGGAGACGCUCCAGCCGAGCCAACCACCUCCUUACGUUCCCGCAGUACCUCUCCCUUUCGACUCCGUCGUAACCGCACACGAGACCCCUCGCCCACCGUCGGCGCGCUCUCCCAAUCCGACGCCGAAUCCGACUCUGAACCCUCGCGCGUUCGUCCCCGGAAUGCGUACACUUCCGACGACGAGGGAGAGUCGCAGUUUGACUCGGACGAGUCGGAGGACGAUUGGAGUGAUGAUCAGUUUGACCCGGUCACUGAGCGGAACACUGAACGUAAUGCGCUCGUGGUGCCCGCCGACAUGCCUGACGCUGAUGGAUUGGAUGCUCCUGAUCCUCUUGGCGAGGGCGUCAAUGUGCUGAUUCCUCCCGAGCCAUAUUUCCCAUCGACACUCAAUCACACCAGCGGGAGGAACCCGAGGAGACGUAAGUCUGUGAGACAAGAGCCGUUGCCGCUCGCGACGUCGAGACCGGUGUUCAAGAGGGAUAGGUGCACUAUCACGGUCACGAACGGCGAUCCAGUGGGACAGCUUGCAGCAUCAAGCAGGAGGAGCAGGAAAUAUAUUAUUGGAAGUGAUAUGAGUGAUGAGAGUCGAUAUGCGGUUGAAUGGGGCAUCGGAACCGUGCUGCGCGAUGGUGACGAAUUGUUGAUCGUCACUGUUGUUGAGAACGAGGCCAAGGUCGACCCACCCGUUCCAAAUAACGCCGACCGUACAACUAAGCUGAGAUCUCAGCAAGAACGACAAGGCAUGGCGUAUAUACUGUGUCGCCAGGCUACCAGUCUCUUGCAGCGCACUAAGCUCCAUGUCACGGUGCAAUGUGAAGCAUGGCAUGCGAAGAAUGCGAGACAUAUGCUCUUGGAUAUCGUUGAUCACGUCGAUCCCGUCAUGCUCAUCGUAGGCUCUCGAGGUUUAGGCCAGAUCAAGGGUAUCCUCCUAGGUUCAACCUCUCACUACCUCAUCCAGAAAUGCUCCGUGCCCGUCAUGGUCGCUCGUCGCCGCCUGAAACGUCCUCCCCGCCGCUCCGCCCACCUCGCCAAACACCGCGCUCGCGUCUCGCUCGCAGAAGCCGCCGGCGUGGAACGUGUUACUCCCCGUGUCGACGAGGAGGUUGCGCAUAUGCGGGAUGAGAUCCAGAGGGAGGAUGAGGACGAGAGGCAGCAUGGGAAUCAUACGAUGAUGGAUGCGGAUGUGAGGGAUGGAGAGGGAGUGGAUGUGGAGGGCGAUGGGGACGAUGAUGAGGAGGGCGUGGAUGGAGAGGUUGUGGCGAAGAAGGUAGCCGGCGAGUAA
This is a messenger RNA of Stereum hirsutum FP-91666 SS1, 1863 nucleotides long. RefSeq lists its product as uncharacterized. The transcript has 6 exons. The coding region runs from base 1 to 1863 and encodes 620 amino acids. NCBI's taxonomy places the organism in Eukaryota, Fungi, Basidiomycota, Agaricomycetes, Russulales, Stereaceae. The record is from RefSeq and is a predicted model, not a curated record.